Messenger RNA from Dentiscutata heterogama, 1115 nucleotides. The record is from the annotation of a GenBank genome assembly. NCBI's taxonomy places the organism in Eukaryota, Fungi, Glomeromycota, Glomeromycetes, Diversisporales, Gigasporaceae.
AGUAUAAAAAUGCAUUGCCAACCCGAGGACUUCCAAGCAUUCAAAGUGUGUUUUUUGAACCAGUUCAAAAUGAAAUAAAAAAAUAUUUAACUUUGGAAUCCGCCUCAGUUCAAAGUAUCCAAAUAUCACAAAGUAUCCUAUAUCGCGCAUGUUCAUUUGAAUUAACUUUGCUUCCUGCUGCACACGAAUAUACAGAUGGAUAUCUUGAGGAUGAAUAUGAUGCGUUACAAGCUUCGCUUGAAAAUCUUUUGAACAUGGUCAACCGUGAAGAUAUUCUUGAAACUUGGAAAGUUUCUUUAUUUGAUUACCAUAGUCAUAGCUAUCCCCAUUAUGUUAUUCUUUUAAGAGACAAUACGCAUCUUUGUACCUGUCUAUAUAUUAUUUCUAAUAGUUUUUAUUGCAGACAUUUCUUUAGUGUUUUUAAAAUGUCUCGCAAUGCGAAGUUUGAUAUUAAACUUAUAUCUAAACGUUGGUACACCGAUCCAAUGCAAGCAUCAGACUAUUCUAUGAUUGAAGGCACGGCUAUUGAAGAAAUCGAUUCAAAUGAACAAAUGAAUCAGUUGAUUUCUAUUCGUGGUCCCAAUGCAUAUCAAGCUAGUAUUCAUACUAGCAUUACACAAAAACAAGAAUAUGCAUAUGGUUUUGGUGUAGCUAAAAGUGGACUAAAAUUUGCCCUUGAUAAUGGAUUAGUUGACGAAUUUGCAGAAUUGAUAGAGAAAUUUAUUGAAAAUCAUACUGAUGUUGAUGCUAAUAAUCGGAUGACGAUUGAAGUUACUCGAAUUGAAAAUCCAAAAAAAUUGAAGCACAAAGGACAUCCAAAAAUUCCGAAAUCUACACAAAUCGUUCAAGAUCUGAAUGCAGAAAAUUUAAAUGAAAGACAAAAUUUGAAUACAAAGCGAAGUUUAAGUUCACAGGAAGAUAAAUCAGAUAAAUCGAGACAAAUAAUUGAAACAGAUACUGAAGAUAAAGAAGAGUUUGAAGAAAGGUCAAAAAAACGAAAUGAAUUAGGUGGAGAAAAUUCUACACGAAGAACAGAUACUCGUCACUGUGGCAAUUGUUAUGGAACUGGACACUAUUCUUCUAUGUGUCAAUUUCCUAAAGACCAUUUUAGAUAA